Messenger RNA from Penicillium maclennaniae, 837 nucleotides. RefSeq lists its product as uncharacterized. Bases 1 to 837 code for a protein of 278 amino acids. Lineage: Eukaryota; Fungi; Ascomycota; Eurotiomycetes; Eurotiales; Aspergillaceae. The transcript is spliced from 2 exons. The record is from RefSeq and is a predicted model, not a curated record.
AUGAGCACGGCAGCUAAUCGCACCUCUUUUGACCUCUGGUAUUUUGACGCCGUCUCCAAAACAACCAGCGCAGCUAUCAACAUCGUCUUCUACAACACGGGCGAUUUUCAUGCGAACCCGAACCCCCUGGCUGUCCAGGUAUACGGAACAUUCGACAAUGGUACUGAGUUCUCUGCCCAGGCUCUGGCAUCGGGUGGCGCAGUGAUCGAGAAUAACGCGCACGGUGUAUCUGGAGAUUGGAAGGGCACUGGAGCCAGCUUCCGUGGAUCGAAUCUCGACAAGCCGCAUGUCGAAUACGAGAUCAAAUUCGAUUCUCCGGAUAUUGGACUCAGUGGGACCUAUCGUCUGAACACCCUCCUUCUCCCUCAUCUCCACUGGGCCAAUGCAAUCCCCAAUGCCCAAGCGACCAUCAAUUUGAACAUGAAUGGAACCAUUUUUAACAUUACCGACGGCAUUGGAUAUCAUGACAAGAACUGGGGUGAUGCCUCAAUCAUCACCAGUCCCAAGUACUGGGACUGGGGUCACGCCCGCCUAGGACCGUACUCCAUCGUCCGGUACGACCUUCUUGACUACAACAAUACGGAGCAUGUAUAUGCUUAUGCCUCGAAGGAUGGCCGAGUGUUUCAGACAAGCUGUGCCCGUGACGCGGUCCAAGUUCGUCAAUGGGGGACCAAUGUCACGUAUCCGCCUACGUUCGGGAUCUCAAAGGCAGAUGGCCUGGUCGCUCGCUUUGAUCUUGGGAAUGGGCAGACUCUCGUUGCGAACGUGACCAAGGAGCAGAUUGUUCAUGACGAAAUUGUUCAUGAAAUUGUUGGGGUCUGUGACUGGUGGGAUUGA